Ramularia collo-cygni is the source of this 630-nucleotide messenger RNA. RefSeq lists its product as uncharacterized. Gene Ontology annotation, cellular component: cytoplasm; nucleus. Gene Ontology annotation, molecular function: protein binding. The transcript has a single exon. The coding region runs from base 1 to 630 and encodes 209 amino acids. NCBI's taxonomy places the organism in Eukaryota, Fungi, Ascomycota, Dothideomycetes, Mycosphaerellales, Mycosphaerellaceae. The record is from RefSeq and is a predicted model, not a curated record.
AUGCAAAAUUCAACGCCGCCGGCCCUUACGUUUGACGAAGUCGACGAUUUGCUAUACUUCACUCGUGCGAACGAAACGCAAGAUCUUCAGCAAAGUCUCAAUGAGCUCGCGCAGAAAUAUCAGUGCAAACCUAAGGAUGUUCUCGAGGCCGCCGUUGAUCCCGAAACUGGCAAGACCGUCCUACAUUUCUGCUCUGCAAACGGUCUGAGCGACUUGUUGGCGGUACUGUUGUCGCAUUUGAAGGGUGAGGAGCACACUGUGGGGAAUGAUGCUGCGGUGUCCUCGUUGAUCAAUCAUGGGAACAAGGAAGGAAACACACCACUGCACUGGGCCGCGUACAAUGGUCAUCUUGAUGUCGUCAAGACCCUCUUGGCAGUGGGUGCUGAUAUGUGGGUGAAGAAUUCAGCUGGACAUCUGGCCAUGUUUGAGGCGGAGAGGGCGGAUAAGAAUGACGUGGUCCAGCAUUUAUUGGAGGCGGGAGGCAAGGAAGUGGAGAAGGCCGGUGUUGAGGGAAUGCCUUCAGCCGACGACAUUGCAGAGGUGGAGGAGGAUACGAUGGAAGAGGCGAGUACCAGCGCGCAGGCAGGCGCAGACGUUGAUGUUGACAUGGACCGGYCCUCGAAYGAUUGA